AAUUAUCUCCUCAAGUUAACGAACCACAAUUCAAAAGCCCCUCCAUUUCUGUAUCUAAAUUUGUGAAAUUACGAAAUGCCUUCGAUCCCUGAAGAGCCACUUCUCGCUUCAAACCCUGACCGGUUCUGUAUGUUUCCGAUUCAGUACCCGGAAAUAUGGGAGAUGUACAAGAAAGCCGAGGCCUCCUUUUGGACUGCCGAGGAGGUCGAUUUGUCUCCGGAUCUCCGUCACUGGGAAACCCUAACCUCCGACGAGAAACACUUUAUCACGCAUGUUCUCGCUUUCUUCGCUGCCUCCGAUGGUAUCGUUCUCGAAAACCUCGCUGGGCGAUUCAUGAAGGAGGUGCAAGUCGCUGAGGCGCGUGCCUUCUACGGCUUCCAAAUCGCCAUUGAGAAUAUCCACUCAGAAAUGUAUUCGCUCCUUCUCGAAACUUAUAUCAAAGACUCGGCUGAGAAGACUCGUUUGUUUCACGCGUUUGAAACGGUGCCUUGUGUGGCUAAAAAGGCCAAGUGGGCGUUAAAUUGGAUCGACGGUUCAGAGACUUUCGCCGAGAGAUUAGUUGCCUUUGCUUGUGUGGAAGGGAUCUUCUUCUCGGGAAGUUUUUGCUCGAUAUUUUGGCUAAAGAAACGCGGGUUAAUGCCGGGAUUAACUUUCUCAAACGAGUUAAUCUCGCGAGACGAGGGACUGCACUGCGACUUCGCGUGUUUGUUGUAUAGCCUGUUGAGGACGAAGUUAAGUGAGCAGCGGGUGAAGGCGAUUGUGAAGGAAGCUGUGGAUAUAGAGAGGGAGUUUGUGUGCGAUGCUCUGCCGUGCGCGCUUGUUGGGAUGAAUAGCGAGUUAAUGAGUCAAUACAUUGAGUUCGUUGCAGAUCGGUUGUUGGGUGCGCUUGGAUACGGAAAAAUCUAUGGUGUAGCAAAUCCGUUUGAUUGGAUGGAGCUUAUUUCGCUUCAAGGGAAAACUAAUUUCUUCGAGAAGAGAGUUGGGGAGUAUCAGAAGGCUUCGGUUAUGUCAAGUGUCAACGGCAAUGGUGCCAUCCACGUAUUCAAAAUGGAUGAAGAUUUUUAAAUCAGGGAGAAUGCUAAGCCUGUUUCUGUUCUCUUCUAAACCGUCUACAUGAAUCAAAUAAUGUCUCUUUAUGCCUCUACCUUAACUUAAACCAAGCAUUCGGUGAGUGUUACUACCAAGAAUUUCUCUAAAUAUUGCCUCUGCUUCAGUUAAUUCUGCUAUUUUCUGGGUAUUGAUUAUGAUUCUGCAUUAACUUGAAGCCAAUGUAAAAGGUUCCUCUCUUGAACUCAAUUUGUAAACUCAAUUUCAAAAUUAGAGCUUUACAAAACCCUAUUAUCUUGGGGAAGAUGGCAGCAUACUUUUCAAAUGGCGUUACUGUUACCAUUCCUACCGAUUUGGAUAAAGUCUCUCAUUUUCUUAUA
Messenger RNA from Mangifera indica (mango), 1427 nucleotides. Its product is annotated as ribonucleoside-diphosphate reductase small chain. The transcript is spliced from 2 exons. Gene Ontology annotation, molecular function: oxidoreductase activity. The coding region runs from base 76 to 1065 and encodes 329 amino acids. The record is from RefSeq and is a predicted model, not a curated record. Gene Ontology annotation, biological process: deoxyribonucleotide biosynthetic process. NCBI's taxonomy places the organism in Eukaryota, Viridiplantae, Streptophyta, Magnoliopsida, Sapindales, Anacardiaceae.